CCUGGAGUGGGGGGGGGGGGGAGUGUCGGCUGGUAAUGGUGAUGGUUGUGGGGGCCCCGGCCGUGGAAGAUGGCGGAAGAUGGGGAUUUUUGGUAGAUUCUAAUUUGGGACAAGAUGAAGUUCUUCUGAAAAGUCUAUUGUCUACUGUAAUUGUUAGAAGUUAUUGAACUUAUGAAACUAUGGCAGAGAGAGAGACGGCAUCAUCUGUGCCCCCAAAGUGUGGGCCGUAUAUUUCUUCUGUCACUAGUCGAAGUAUGAACUUGAUGAUUCGUGGAGUAGUUCUGUUUUUGAUUGGAGUAUUUCUUGCAUUAGUAUUAAAUCUGCUUCAGAUUCAGAGAAAUGUCACACUUUUUCCACCUGAUGUGAUUGCAAGCAUCUUCUCUUCAGCAUGGUGGGUACCACCAUGCUGUGGCACAGCUUCAGCUGUGAUUGGGUUAUUAUACCCCUGCAUUGACAGGCAUCUGGGAGAGCCACAUAAAUUUAAAAGAGAGUGGUCCAGUGUAAUGCGAUGUGUAGCAGUCUUUGUUGGUAUAAAUCAUGCCAGUGCUAAAGUAGAUUUUGACAACAAUAUACAGUUGUCUCUCACUCUAGCUGCACUGUCCAUUGGUCUGUGGUGGACUUUUGAUAGAUCACGAAGUGGUUUUGGCCUUGGAGUAGGAAUUGCUUUCUUGGCAACCUUGGUCACACAACUACUUGUCUAUAAUGGGGUUUAUCAAUAUACAUCUCCAGAUUUUCUUUAUGUUCGUUCUUGGUUACCAUGUAUAUUUUUUGCUGGUGGCAUAACAAUGGGAAACAUUGGUCGACAACUAGCUAUGUAUGAAUGUAAAGUCACUGCAGAAAAAUCUCAUCAAGAAUGAAGAAAGCAAAAAUAUGUUUUUGUACAGAAAAAACCCAAGAUUUAAAGAAGCAUGUAAAUUAUAGAGACACCAAGAAAACAUUGGACUGUAAAAUUGCUAAGAUGCAGUUUUUCCCUUCAGUGGUAUAUAUUUCUGCAAUCUGUGAUUGCUACUUCUAUAAAUCAGUUACAAACCUUUGUGUAUUUGAUUUAAGUAACUGUAAAAAAAUGAUGCACCACAAACAAGAAUAUUGGUUAAUAGAUGAGUUUUAAAUUUUUUAACAUAUAUUUUAUCACAAUGUUAAUGUGCCAAAACAUUAUAUUACUGUCAUGCAGAAUAUGAGUAUAUUAUGAACAUAUUAAAAUUAUUGAAAUGGCAUAAUGUAAAGAGGAAGGCCAAGAAUUCAAUUGAUCAGCUGAUAUUUUCUCUUUUAUUUUUUAUUUUCUCGCCUUUUAUAUUUCUAUGAACAUCAGUGUGAGUUAUGGGUACCCGACUUUGUGUUUGGGAUUCCAUCUUAAUGUGUAAACAAAAGCCUAGAGUAUUUGAAUUUUUUGUCUUUUGUGAUAAAAAUGAACUUUUUGUGAAAUGUUUUGAAAUACAUAUCUACCUGCAAGUCUGGGGAGAAUCCAAAGAAUUUAGACAAAUUUUACUAUUUAGACAUAUAUUACUUGUAUUAUAUUUGAAGCCCGUGAGAGAUCAUCAGCAUUAUUAUUUUCCAGUCUGAUUUUAGGAGAGGAUGAAUAGUUAAAAAAAAAAUAAGGGCCAUGCAAGAGCAAAACUGGAAUGAAUGUUGUUUUUUUUUUGGGGGGGGAGGGGUGAAAGGCUUUCUGCAACUACGCAAUGUUUAAAGUGGCUUUUUUAAUAGUCACAAGAAAUUUAGCACCUCUUAAUUCUUUUGCACAUGAAACAACUCCCAUAUCUGUAGAAAUGAAGGUUCUAAUGCUAUUUUGGGGGUUCUGAUAAUGUUAACAAACCGCUUUGGCUUGGUUGACUUGUCGUUGGAAUCCUUGUAUUUACAGCCUCAUUUUAUGCAAUUGGGGGCAUGUAAUUUUUUUUAUGUAUUAACGUACUCAAUAGUAAAGAGUUCCAAUCUAUUGGUUAAAUAUGUAUUGAGAGUUUUAUGCAUAUUAAAGGUCUUCUUUAAAAGUUCUUUGCAUUUUAUCUGCUUUUUAAGAUUAUAAUCAUUUAAGAAUAAUUGUAAGCAUAUUCUUAGUGAAUUUAUUUCCAAAUUUCAUAUUUGAAAUCAAUAAUAAUUUUUGCUAUAUGGAAAAUAUUUCAAAAUAUAUGUGUGUGUAUAUAGAGAGUGCGUGUGUAUGUGUAUGUAAAUACACAUACACCCAUAUUCUCCUAUGAUAUUAAGUAGCUUUUUAAAAAUAAACUUUAGUUUAAUGAACUUGUUACCAAACUAAGACCUUUUAUGCCAAAUUUUAGUCUGCUUUCACAUUUUAAGACUGGGAAUUAUGAAAUCCUAAAAAAAUUCAUACUAAACGUGUGGACCCAGCCUUUGCUACAGUAGCAUGUGUAGGCUGCUAUAAAUUAUUAUUGUCUUCAAAAAGCUGUUAUUAAGUUAGAAUAAAUAAGAAAAUAUUUUAGAUACAAUUUUGUAAGCACUAUGAAAACUUUACUAAUAAGUUAAAAGAUCUCUGUACUUAACUUUAAAAGUUGCUUUUAAAAGCAAGAUACAUAUUAAAUAUAUGAUUAUCAUUUUUGUCCUUUUUUGUCUCAGUAAAUAAUAAGUGAUCAUACUGUGAAUCAGCCUGAUGGGCCAAAUAACCUAAAGAGUUUUAACUUGUAAAAAGAAAUAAUUAAGGGGAAAUUAGUCUAUUAAUAGAGAGUAUUAUUUGCAAAGACAUCAUGCUUUUAGAAAAUUUUUUGCAAAUUGUCUGAAAACAAAUGUAAUGAAAAUUUGGUGUUACGAUCUUGUAUAGACACACUUAAUCAUUAUAUAUUAGUCUUGGAAGAUUCUUUUAAGUAUUUAUGAAGUACCUGUCAUAUACAGUAUAUAUCCUAUAGGCCUAAUUGAGAAAUUAGCAUCUGAAAUUAAAUCUCUAUCACAUUUUCUUCAUCAGACAGGUGGUUAACUUUUUAGACUUUCAAAACUAUCACUUCAAGUUGGUAAAGCUACCCCAACAACUUUUAAAUAUUUCAUUCUAAGUGUUUUUUUUUAAUCAUAUUUCUAAUUCCAAAGCCUUUUGCUUUUUUAUAAUCUUCAAUUCACUGUAGAUGAUUACUUUGUCAAUGUCAAUUCUCAGCUAAGUGCCAACAUUAGUUCUUUCUCAUUUCCCAUAAAUUAGUCUCUUGAGCAUUUAAUAAUCAUUUCCCUGUAAUUUUCUUAUGGAUUUUAUGUUUUCACUCAGAAUGUAUAUAUCUACUUGUCAAGAAAGCCAACAAUAAGUAUGAUUUUUAUUGAAUAUUGAAAUAUUGAAAAGAAGACUGUAAACAUGAAAAUAAAGAAGACAGCAUAGAUAACUUUAUGAUGCAGUAAAA
This is a messenger RNA of Antechinus flavipes (yellow-footed antechinus), 3323 nucleotides long. It is a transcript of the gene INSIG2, whose product is annotated as insulin induced gene 2. The record is from RefSeq and is a predicted model, not a curated record. Lineage: Eukaryota; Metazoa; Chordata; Mammalia; Dasyuromorphia; Dasyuridae. The transcript has 6 exons. Gene Ontology annotation, biological process: SREBP-SCAP complex retention in endoplasmic reticulum; cellular response to insulin stimulus; SREBP signaling pathway. Bases 180 to 857 code for a protein of 225 amino acids. Gene Ontology annotation, cellular component: endoplasmic reticulum; SREBP-SCAP-Insig complex.